Peronospora matthiolae is the source of this 588-nucleotide messenger RNA. The record is from the annotation of a GenBank genome assembly. NCBI's taxonomy places the organism in Eukaryota, Oomycota, Peronosporomycetes, Peronosporales, Peronosporaceae.
AUGUGGGCCGUCGACAGUGAUGCAACGCACUACAUUUGCCACGACAUGACUAAGUUUGCAAGUUUGGAAGAGCGCAAUGAAGGCGACUUUUUGGUGGCUGAUGGCAACAAGGUGACCAUCAAGGGUGUGGGAACCAUCGUGAAAAAGGUGGUUCUGCCUAAUGGUGAAGAGCGCGAGAUCGAGAUCAAGAACUCGUUAUGUGUCCCAAGCAUGAGCAAGAACCUGCUUUCGGUGCCACAUGUUAACAGGCAUGGCAAGUUCCAAGUCAUUUUUGACGGGUCCAAGAUGUUUGUGACUCGCAAGAACUCACAGAAAGUGGUGGAGACAGCAGAUCUCGUGGAUGGACUUCACUGGCUUCGUACGACUCAGCGAUCAGCAAAUGUGACAUUAAGUGGAAACAGCUGUGCUGAUCUACAUGCGCGAAUGGGUCACGCUCCACUCGACGUACUUCGCAAGAUGAUCAAGAACAACGUAAUCAAGGAUAUUCGAGUCCAUUUUAAGUCGGGUGGAACAAUUGUAUGUCGAGGGUGUCAACAAGGGAAAAUGGUCCAAAAACCAUUAUCGAGCAAACGCGACAAGCGUAACUAA